AUGAUUAAAGCAUUAUUUAAACAAAACGUUAUAAAUUCGUUAUAUUUUCAUUUUCAAAUUUCUAGAAAUUAUAUAACGAGUAAUAGUAGACUUGAAGGCAAAAACAUAUUCAUUACUGGAGCUUCUGCAGGCAUUGGCGAAGCAUGUGCUAAAGAAUUUGCUAAAGCAGGAUCGAAUUUGAUACUGACUGCAAGAAGAGUUGAACGGCUUGAUCAACUUAAAGAUGAACUUUUGAAAAAACACCCUACAAUAAAAAUCUAUACACAUAAUUUAAAUGUUUGUGAGAAAUCUAAUGUAGAUCGAUUAGUUAAUUCAUUACCAACAGAUUUUAAAGAUAUUGAUGUGUUGAUUAAUAAUGCAGGUUUGGUUAUUGGAUUAGAUAAAGUUGAAGACAUAUCAGUUGAUGCUAUGGACACAAUGAUCAACACAAAUAUCAAAGGUUUAUUAUAUGUUAUUCAAGCCAUUCUUCCAAGAAUGAAGGAACGUCAAAAAGGACACAUCAUCAAUGUUGGAUCAAUUUCAGGAAAACAAGUUUAUGAUAAAGGUUCUGUUUAUUGUGCUACGAAACAUGCUGUUAAUGCAAUUUCAAAAACUUUGCUUCUCGAAUUAGUCGAUACACCAAUCAGGGUCACUGAAAUAAAUCCUGGGAUGGUAGAAACUGAGUUCUCUAUUGUUAGAUUCUAUGGAGAUAAAGAGAAGGCUAAUAAAGUGUAUGAAGGAUUGACACCUUUAAAUGGAACUGAUGUUGCCGAAAUAAUUGUUUUUGCUGCAUCUCGACCUGAUCAUGUAAAUAUUGCUGAUGUAUUGGUGUAUCCUGUUAACCAAGCUGCUGUCACUACUGUUCAUAGAAAAUUAUAG
Molecule: messenger RNA, 858 nt
Organism: Entrophospora candida
Lineage: Eukaryota; Fungi; Glomeromycota; Glomeromycetes; Entrophosporales; Entrophosporaceae
Source: the annotation of a GenBank genome assembly